Messenger RNA from Fusarium graminearum PH-1, 1651 nucleotides. RefSeq lists its product as uncharacterized. Gene Ontology annotation, biological process: ribosomal large subunit biogenesis. Lineage: Eukaryota; Fungi; Ascomycota; Sordariomycetes; Hypocreales; Nectriaceae. The transcript is spliced from 2 exons. Bases 43 to 714 code for a protein of 223 amino acids. Gene Ontology annotation, cellular component: nucleolus. The record is from RefSeq and is a predicted model, not a curated record.
CAACAUCCAUCUCAACCGAAUACCUAAUUCCUCUAAUCAAUCAUGGGUCGCGAACUCCAAAAGAAGAAGGCCAGAUCAGGCCGACAGCCCGUUAGGCAGCUCAACAGAUCCAAGAAGAUCCUUAACCCCCGAGGCAAUGAUGCUAUUGCAAAGAGCUGGAACAAGAAGGAGACACUCUCUCAGAACUACCGCCGUCUCGGUCUCGUAGCUCGUCUCAAGGCUCCCGCUGGUGGAACAGAGAAGCAGCUCGGCGCAACCACAACCAGCGCCUACGCCAACGAUCCCUUCGCCAUCGCCACGAUUGAAAACGCCGUCGUCUCCGAAGCGCGUGUCGAGCGCGACGCUGACGGCAAGAUCAUCCGCAUCAUCGGCUCCGCCAAGCCCAACCCUCUCAACGAUCCUCUCAACGACCUUGACGAGGGCAGCGACGCCGAGGACAAGCCUGCUGAAGAGUGGGGCGGCAUCGCAGACAACGCCGACGACGAGGAGACAACAGACGUUGUCAAGCAGCUCCUCGAGCAGGCCAAGCAGCCUGAUCUGCCCAAGAAGAGACACCAGAGUGCUCGUGAGAUUGAGUGGUUGGAGAAGCUGGUCGCCAAGUACGGUGAUGAUACGGGCGCCAUGUCCAGGGAUCGCAAGUUGAACCCUAUGCAGCAAACAUCCGCGAACAUCGCCAAGCGACUUCGCAAGAUGCAAAAGGAGAGUCAGGAGUAAAGGAAGGGAAUUAGACACUUUUUUUGAAAGAGAGGGGGGACUUUCGAGGAGAGCCUUCGAGGAGAGCUCAAAAGGCUGAAUCGCUAUAUCAUCAAGUACGGAGCAUCAAAACUGGCUUAGAACAGAAGGCGUUGGGAGUUGGUCUCGAGCAUCUUGGGAAAGAUACACACAAGACGUCGUAUAUAGGAUCCUCAUUUACACGACUGAACUUUCUAUACUGUCAAAAAAGAUACAGGAUAACAACAAGCACAAGUAUGUGUGCCUUGAAUGUAUGGUAUGUGUGUACGUGCAAGUGCCCAACUUCAUAUAUGCAAACCGAGGCAAUUCCUUACAUGGCCCUUGUCUCUUUCUGCGCAAUUCAUGACGCCGUAAAACGCCUCUCCUCCAUAUAGAGGCGUUGUCCACCAUAGAAAAAGGUCGAGCCGCAUUCCAGACGCAGACGUUUCCCAGGCUAUUUCCACACCAAGCAAAAUAAACACCGUUGCGCAAAAACAAAGCAGCCAAUCUAUAUCCUUUCUUUCAUUUACAUGUCUUUGGGGAAAUUUAGUGUCCCCUGUCGUAGUUGGCGGCGGGGAACUGGGCAGGCACAUCCUCGUAUGGGUGACCGCCUGUAGGGUUGGCGUAGCUGGCUGGCAUAGAGGGAGGGGCGCCACCAUGGUACUGGGUGUCGUUCUCAAAGAGCGUGUUGUUUCGUGGGGGAAGGGCACCAAAGCGAUCGGGAUCAUCGUCAUCGGCGCUGUAGGGGUUGGCAUCGCCGUAGCGGGAGUUGCUGUUGUAGCUGCUGUUGUUGUAGCCACCACCACCGUAGGCGCUGCUUGCGGGCUCAUGAUCGUCCAUGUCGACUCGCUCGUAAGCCUCGUCGCCGUGAGGAGCCAUGGAGAAAGCAGCCUUGUCAGGGUCAAUGUUGUCGCUGCCCACCUGACGGUUGUCGUAGCCC